AUGCUCGCCUACCUCGUGCUGCUCUUCCUGCUGGUGUUCGUCACCACGUUCUUGUGGGCCGCCAUGGCGGCCACGGCCGGGUUCGUGCAGACGGUGCUGGCCAGCGUGUGUCUGGAGACACGGCUGCCCAGCCUGCCUACCGUGCCGCCGCUGACCGCCACACGGCAGGGCUACAGCGAGGCCUGUGCGGCAACAAACGACUAUCUCCGCCUGACGGACGGCCAGCUGAUACAGUGGAUGCGACCCAGCGUCACCAGGGACAUGCAGAACCGCACCAUUCGGCUCGGCGUGAAGGAGAUGCCGACUGCCGCCUAUCUGAACUCGACACAGCAGCCAGACCGCUGGUCGUUCCGCGUCAUCAACAUCCUGGCGUCCGUCUACAACUUCACGCCGGAGUACGUACCGUCGGCGAAUCCGAGCGGCGGCGUCCCUGACGCGGCCGGCGGCUGGGGAGGCCUCACCGGACAGCUACUCAGGGAGGAAGUGGACAUGACUGGAAACUUUCUGGUGUCAUCAACUGAACGUCUCGACUUAGUGUCCUUUGGCGAAACGAUCGGCUACUCCCAGAUUGGACUAUUAAUAGAAAGACCAAAGGCAGAAACAAGGGACGACUCGCUUCUCGCUCCAUUCAGCAACAAGGUCUGGAUCAUGAUCCUGAUCUCGAUGCUCGUCAUGGGCCCGUUGAUCUGGGGCAUCAUCCGCUUCCGUGUGUGGUUGGCGACGAGCGACAAACACCUGAACCGCAUCAUUCCGCUGGGCUCAUGCGUCUGGUUUGUAUACGGCGCGCUGAUGAAGCAGGGCUCCGUCCUCUCACCCGUCACAGACUCGUCUCGAAUGCUGUUCGCCACCUGGUGGAUCUUCAUCACGGUGGUAACGGCGUUCUACACGGCCAACCUGACGGCCUACAUGACCUUCUCCGAUCUGAAGAUUCCCGUCGACAGCAUUGACGACAUAGAUAGUAAUCAGAAGUCUUGGAUUGCGCCGCGAGGGGACAGCAUCCAGAUGUACGUCAACAGCUCCGACGUCCUCAUGGGGAUGAGAAGGGCCGGGAAGGGCUCCUUCAUCAGUCCCGACGAACCGGCGUCCAAGACUAUUGACAAAGUCCGCAGUUCAGCGUACGUCUACAUCGACGAGGUGUCCAAGCUGAACGCCAUGAUGAUGGCCGACUACUACUCCAGCAACCGCACCUGCCACGUGUAUGUGGUGCCCCUCAAGGAUGAGUACAUCAAGUACUCGCUAGCCGCGCCCAAGGGCUCGUCAUUCAACCAAGCCUUCGACCCUUUCGUUCACUGGCUCGUCAUGUCCGGCAUCGCCAACAAAUGGAAACGGGACGCGGAGGUGGACGCGGCUCCCUGCGCCAUCCCCAAGGGCAUCCAGGGCACCAAACUGAUGAACGAGGAGCUGCGCAUGAUCUACUACAUCCUGCUGACCUCCUACGGGUGCGGCGUGGCGCUGCUGAUGCUGGAGAUCGGCUGGGGCCGACUGGCGCGCCGCUGCGGCUCCUUCUCGCGCCAGGACGACGCCAACACGGUGCUGCAGCGGGUGCUGCGCCCGGACGGCGCCGGCGCCGGCAAGUCCGCCUGGGCCGUCACGCGCCCAGAUCAGAAACCCACCACCACCUACACUUACGGCAUGUCGAUGGACCGGGGCGCCGUGUCCACCUGGUCGACGGUGACGACGUCGCCGCCGCCGCCGCCGUCGUCGUCGUCGGCGCCCGUCGCCGGCGCCCGCUCAGACCGCGAGGUGUUGCAGGAGAUGCGCGACAGCAUCAAGUACGUCAACGGGCGGCCGUACCUGCUCGUCGGCACGGGGGACGGCGUGCGUCCGGUGCCCGUCACCGACGACAAGAACGAGGUGUUCGAGCGCAUCUUCCGCGAGCUGAAGGAGCGGCCGGGCAGUUCGCGGCUCAACGACCAGUUCGGCGACCUGUACUUACCCGAGAACCUGAUGCAUAAGUAGCGUGGCGCGGUGGCCGCGGCGACCGCGGCGGCUCGUGGUCCUGGUGGUAAAGUCAAACAGCUUGAGAGGAGAAAGGUUGUAGCUCUGGGAUCACGAGCCGU
Pollicipes pollicipes is the source of this 2060-nucleotide messenger RNA. Its product is annotated as glutamate receptor ionotropic, delta-1. NCBI's taxonomy places the organism in Eukaryota, Metazoa, Arthropoda, Thecostraca, Pollicipedomorpha, Pollicipedidae. The transcript is spliced from 10 exons. Gene Ontology annotation, biological process: monoatomic ion transport. Gene Ontology annotation, molecular function: ligand-gated monoatomic ion channel activity; signaling receptor activity. Bases 1 to 1959 code for a protein of 652 amino acids. The record is from RefSeq and is a predicted model, not a curated record. Gene Ontology annotation, cellular component: membrane.